AUGGCUUCAUUGACCAGAUUUCCAGGGGUGGCAUUGAUCACUGGCGCAGGUGGCACAGGCAUCGGAGCCGCUGUUGCAAAAGCAUUUGCUACAUCUGGAUGCUCACGUUUUGCCAUCACCGAUAUCAAUGAAGCAACACUCGCCAAUACUCGCCGAGCCAUAUCAGAAAUAAACCCCCAAGCGAAAGUAUGCUCAGCAGAAGGCGAUAUAUCCGAUCCCAAAUUUGUCGAGUCUUUUCUACAGAAAACGACGCACACUUUCCGGCGCGUUGAUUAUUCGGUUCAUUGUGCCGGAGUUCUAGGAACGGCCCAGAGAUCACACGAAACAGCAGUCCAAGACUUCGAUCGAAUCAAUAAUAUCAAUUACAAAGGCACCUGGCUGGUGUCCCGAGCGGCGAUUUCCCAGAUGCUGCAGCAAGACUCAUUAGCCGAGCAUCCAAAACAGAGAGGAGCGAUUGUGAAUGUCGCAAGCCAACUUGGAAUAGUAGCCAGGCCAGGAGCAGGUGAAGUUCCCAUGUUAGGUUCACAGACUAAUUAUUCUCUUUCGACAGCCCCUUAUUGCGCUUCGAAAGCCGCCAUAAUCAACAUGACAAAGUCAGACGCGAUUGAUUAUUCCUGUGACGACAUCCGGGUAAAUUGCGUCUGUCCAGGAGUCAUUGCAACCCCAAUGACAACUGGUAGCAGAGAAGUGGAAGAGCGAUUGAGGCCAGCAGUCGAGAUCGCCCCAAUGAAGAGAAUGGGCACACCGGAAGAAGUGGCAGAUGCUGUGUUAUUUCUUUGUUCUUCGCAAGCAUCUUUCAUUCAGGGCCACGCACUGGUUGUCGAUGGCGGCUAUACAAUUAAUUGA
Clonostachys rhizophaga is the source of this 846-nucleotide messenger RNA. The record is from the annotation of a GenBank genome assembly. Lineage: Eukaryota; Fungi; Ascomycota; Sordariomycetes; Hypocreales; Bionectriaceae.